AUGAAGGAGCAGCGGGGCCAUCGCCCCCUGCACGAGGCGGACGAGGUGCCCUCAGGGGGCGACAACGCCGCACGGCCUGCCGCAGACGCGAGUCCAUUGGGCGACCAGGCCGGCCCUCUGGCGGUGCAUGUUGCCCAGGCGGGACAGCCUACGGCAGCCCUUGAGGAGCAUGACGCGGUCGACGAGACGGCCACGCUGCUGCCACCGGCCCAGGAGGCUGUGCCUAUGCAGCGCAGCGCGCGCGAGGGCCUGGGCCGCCUGCUGCCGUCCAGGCGGCGCUUGCCGGCGGCCGCAGCCGCCGGCGCUGCAGCCGCCAGCAGUGCCCCUGUGCCGCUGGCCCCCGCCACCUCCCCCGGGCUGCUGUCCUGCCUCUACCUGCCCCGCCGCCAGUCCGGGACGCCGCCGCGCGACCAGGCGCCCCGCCGCGGCAGCGGCUGCGCCAGCGACAGCAGCGGCGGCACGGCCUCGCCGGCCGCGGCCAGGGCUGGCUCUGCGCCUGCAGCGGGCUGCCUGUCGUGGCUGCGCCCGUCGCCGCACAGCAGCCCCCUCGGACGCCGCGCCGCGUCUGCCGGCUCGCCUAUGAGCCCUCUGUCCCCGAUGGCGAGGAGGGCAGCCUACACGCUGCACGCCGCCGCGUGGACGGGCGACACGGCAGAGGCACGCCAGCUGCUGGCGGCAGGCGCCGCGCCAGACAAGCGAGACAGGGCGGGCAUGUGUGCGCUGUCGCUUGCGGCAUGCCGGGGGCACACGGAGGUCAUGACGGCGCUGCUUGACGCAGGGGCCGACGUCAACGUGCAGGAUGGGGACGGCCUGCUGCCCAUCCACUAUGCCGCCUGGCACAACCAAGACGCUGCUGCCAGUCUGCUAAUGGACCGCAGCUCGGCACUCAACCCCACCUCCCAGGAGUCUCGCUGUCCCAGCACUCCACUGAUAUACGCGGCAAAGCUCGGCCACGUGGCCAUGAUGCGGCUCCUCAUGGAGCGCGGCGCCAGCAUACUCGGGCCCACCAAGGAGUCCAGCACCGCGCUCCACGAGGCGGCGGCGGUGGGGCACGCAUCUGUGGUGGAAGCCCUCCUGGAUUACGGCGUCAGCCACGACCUCUCUACACGGAAGCGCUCCUUCCGGGCGCUGCACAUGGCGGCGCUGCACAACCACGUCGCGGUGGUCAGGGUGCUGCUGCGCAGGGGAGCCUGGGCCAGCGCUGCCGCAAAGGAUGGUCGUACACCCCUGCACAUCGCUGCAGCUGGCGGUUUCCUCGACAUUGUGCGGAUGCUGCUGGGCGCUGGCGCCGAUGUUGACGCGACAGACAGGGACGGCUUGACGCCGCUGCACGCGGCCGUCGCCCAGGGGCAGCUGCACGUGGCGCAGGCGCUGCUGGAUGCCGGCGCAGAAAUCGCAGCCGUCGCUAGGGACGGCGCCCGCGCCGCCGACCGCGCGCGCGAGCCGGGCCUGUCCGGCCUGCUGCGCGCCGCCGUGCGGUACGGCGCUGGCUGGCCGCAGCCCGCGGAGGCGCCGCCAGCCGACCCCCAGCCCGACGCGGCGCCCUCGGCGGCGGCGCGCCCGAGGAGCGCCCCGCGGUCCAGGCGCGCAACGAGCCCGGGGGUGCCGGCUCGGCGCGCUGCGAGCCCCGGCGCAACGCCCGGCGGCGCUGCUCAGCGCGCGGCUCCGCUGGCGGUGGGCCUGCUGGUGCCUCUCGCGGUUGCUGCUGCUGCUGCCCGGCCCGCGGCCAGCACCCGCGCCGCCGCUGCGGCACCCGUGGCGGGCCCCAGCACGGCGCCACCAGUUGCGGCCUUGCCAGCAGCCGCGUCGACUGUGAUUGCGACGGACGCUGGCCGGGCCGCGGCAGAGGGCGCGGUCCAGCCGCGAGCACCUCAAGACCUGGCAGGUGAGCUGGACACUGACCUGGCGGCCGGCCUGGACCUGCGCGCCGACCUGGAGCACCUCUACUCCCUUGGUCUGCACGAGCGCCGCCCCUCCUGGACCCUGCCCGCCGCGCGCGAGGGCGGGGGCGGCCUCACGCCCUCGAGCGGCAGCCCCGGCCAGGGAGCGGGGGAGGCGGAAGAAGGGGAGGGCGGCGGCGGUGCAGCCGCCACCACGACCGCAGCCGCGACGGCUGGGGCGGCGGACGAGCCGCCAAACAGCGGAGCGGCCGGGACCGCAGGCGCGGGCGAGGGCGAGAGGGCCUCGGCCUUGGCCUUGGCCGUCCCCGCGGGCGCAGCCGAGCAGGUGCCGGCCGCAGCCACGCAAGGGCCCCUGUGUGACGAUGACGACGCGCUGCUGGCCCACCUGCGGAGCGCCCUCGGCGCCCCUGAUGCGGCAUACGACGAGCCUGUGGGCGCAAUGCAGCAUUACGGCCAGCAGCAGCACCAGCAGCACCAGCGCCCUGGGUCUGCGGAGGACGACGUGGGGACGAGCUUCGACCUGUUCUUCCGCCAGCCGGCGAGCAUCGGCAUCGAAGCGCCGCCGCCGCGCGCUGCACUGGGCACGCCCAUGCGGCGGGAGGGCGCGAGGGAGGGGCAAGGGGCGGCGGACCAGCAGCGCGCUGCGGCAGGCGGCCCGUCGGCGGACUGGGAGGCGUCGCCUAUGCGCGAGCCCGCGACACCGCCGCGCGCCUCGGCGGCGGCGCAGCUGCCGGUCGUUGCCCCGCACAGCAGCGGCGUCAAGGGCAGGGCGACGCGCGUGCCCGUGGCCCCGCCCCCGGAGGACGAUGCGGCUGGGUCGAGCGACAAGGGGGCGUCUGGGUCAGGCCUGGGCGGCGGCGGUGGCGGGGUGGUCAAGGGUACCGGCGGCGGCAGCAGGCACGGCGCGAGGCGUCCGUCCUGGAGCCUGGGGCCUGAGAAGCGGGUCGAAAAGUAG
Molecule: messenger RNA, 2856 nt
Organism: Monoraphidium neglectum
Lineage: Eukaryota; Viridiplantae; Chlorophyta; Chlorophyceae; Sphaeropleales; Selenastraceae
Product: Ankyrin-1
Exons: 12
Coding region: 1-2856 (951 amino acids)
Molecular function (GO): protein binding
Source: RefSeq, a predicted model, not a curated record